Protobothrops mucrosquamatus (brown spotted pit viper) is the source of this 1149-nucleotide messenger RNA. RefSeq names its product PIN2 (TERF1) interacting telomerase inhibitor 1 (gene PINX1). Gene Ontology annotation, biological process: regulation of ribosome biogenesis. The transcript is spliced from 7 exons. Lineage: Eukaryota; Metazoa; Chordata; Lepidosauria; Squamata; Viperidae. The record is from RefSeq and is a predicted model, not a curated record. Gene Ontology annotation, molecular function: nucleic acid binding; telomerase inhibitor activity. Gene Ontology annotation, cellular component: nucleolus. Bases 135 to 1004 code for a protein of 289 amino acids.
CGCUUCGUACGCCUGUGAUCAUUAUGAGAUGUCUGUGAUUUGUGUAGAUCAGCUAUGCACGUCGCAAACAGAAAUGGUCUGUGGAUCCCCGGAACAGUGCUUGGAGUAAAGAUGAAUCAAAAUUUGGCCAGAAAAUGUUGGAAAAAAUGGGAUGGUCAAAGGGCAAGGGGCUUGGGGCUCAAGAACAAGGCAACACAGAGCAUAUUACUGUUCAGGUGAAGAACAACACAUUGGGAUUGGGAGCUUCGGUGAGCCAGGAGGACAACUGGAUUGCUCACCAAGAUGAUUUCAACCAGCUUUUGGCAGAAUUGAAUAAUUGUUAUGCACAAGAUGAUCCAGAAUCUACUUGCAAAGAUAAAAAGAAAACUUUUAACCUUGAGGAAAAAUCCAAGACCUCUAAAAAACGAGUUCACUAUGUGAAAUUUGCCAAAGGAAAAGAUCUCUCUUCACGAAGUGAAGAUGACCUAUCCUGUAUUUUUGGGAAGCGCAAAAUCAAAAAAAUGCAAGUUGCUGCUGCUGGCACAGGCUCUCCAGUGGAAGAUUCAAAAGAAGCAAUUGUGCCAUCUGACCAAGUAGAUAAGAGCAAUACUGUAACCAGCACUCUUACCGUGCAGGAAUAUUUUGCCAUGUGCAUGACAAAACUGAAGAAAACUCAACAUCACAUCACACUAGAGUCAGCUAAUUCUCCUCUAGUGAUGGCUGAGAAGUUGGAGUGUUUGGAAUCCCAGACAAAGAAGAAAAAAAGACACAAACAUGCACAGGAUGAGGCUGGAGAACCAAAAAUUAUCUGCACUGGGAUACUAGGUUCAAGCAAAGAUGAAAUGGACACCCAAAAGAAGAAAAAGAAAAAGAAAUCUAAGCAUCGGGAAACUAGCAGUGGUCUUAUUUAUAAUGAAUCUCAAAGUGGUUCUCAAAAGGCAGGACAAUGUUCCUUUGACAUAUCUAAGGAUGAUAAUGAUUUAGGAGAGCAAAAAUCAAAGAGAAGGAAAAAGAGCAAAAAAUAGUAGACUGGGAUGUAACUGAAGAUGUUGAAUGAAUAAAGCUGAAGAAGAAAUAUUCCAGCUAAUAUAAAUCUGCAUGUUUAACUUCAGUGAAAUAUACUUAGAUUUCCACAUUUACCCAAAUAAAUAUACAAUAUUUUAUAAAUCA